This is a messenger RNA of Athalia rosae (coleseed sawfly), 3311 nucleotides long. RefSeq lists its product as uncharacterized. The transcript is spliced from 4 exons. The coding region runs from base 261 to 2663 and encodes 800 amino acids. The record is from RefSeq and is a predicted model, not a curated record. Lineage: Eukaryota; Metazoa; Arthropoda; Insecta; Hymenoptera; Athaliidae.
GAGGCGACGGAUCGUCAUUAGGUCGUAAACCGUUCGCGUGAUAAUUGCCAUUCCAUUUUGGAAAUGACUAAAAAUCACUUGCGGUUUUUCGGACAAUUAUUGAACAGCCUCGAGAGCGCGAGCCCGUCGCGUAUAUAAGAUGUUGCUUCUUAUUGGAGAGAUUCAGUCGAUCUUUGACUUUGAAACGCACGCGGUGGUUUCGAACGGUGGAUGAGUUUCGUUCAACAGUCCGGACCGCCCGAGCACACGCAGCAGACAUUAUGGAAUUAGCGAAGUGUUCAGUGACGUUUAUCGCCUUACUUUUAGUGACUGACGGCGUCUUCGCCGAACCAGGUUUACUGGGAGGUCUUCUGGACCCUCUGGGUAUCUUUCAUCCCCGAGGAAACGGGAACAACGCGCGCGCCGACAGCGAAUCCCUCAGCACGGGCUUCAACCUCGGAGGUCUCGGCUUCGGAGCCAGUCUGGCGCACUCCUCGGCAUCGGCUAAUUCCAACGCCGGGGGUGGUUCCGCCUCCGCGAACGCCCAGUCGAAGGCGAAUUACGGAUACGGUGGUUACGGCGGGGCGAACGCGAACGCUCAGUCCUCCGCUUCAGCCGAUUCCGGACAAAACGGAUACGGCGGGUCUGACGCGAACGCAAAAUCCGAGGCCUCCGCUUCUUCCGGAGGAUACGGAAGUUCCGGGAGUAACGCCGCCGCCGACUCGAGCGCGAAGGGUUUGACCUACGGUAACGGAGGGAACGGAGGCUACGGGAAUUACGGAGGAAACUACGGCGCAGGUGGCAACGGUUACCAGCAACAACGGCAAACCGGCGACCACGGGAAUUCCUACGGGAACGCUAACGCGGGAAGCUCGAACGGUCAAAGUCAAGUUCAUCGGACUGGUCCUCAAAUAGCGGGCGGCAGUUACGGCGAGGGUCAAGGACAAUAUCAAUACGGCCAAGGGCAAUCUCAGUACGGCCAAGGGCAAUCUCAGUACAGUCAAGGUAAUGCUCAGCAUACUCAAGGUCAUUCUCACUACGACUAUCGGGGUCAAUCCCAGUACGGAGAAGGUCUACUAACCCAUAAUCGAGAACACGGCUCCGGAAGCGGCGAAGGUCAAGUCGUGGUGGUGCCGAUAUUUAUCGAUGGCCCCGGAUUCGGAGUAAAUCCCGGAUCGCAUCCUCCCGCUCAUCCCCAUCCUCAUCAUCGUCCUCGUCCUCGUCCCGGUCCCGGUCCCGGUCCUCGGCCAUACCAGCAACAAUACUCGCAGCCUGACGAAAUAAUCAUAAUCACAGAAGUUGAACCAGGCGUUGCUCACGGCAGUGAAUUCGGUCUGGGAUUCCAAGGUCAAGUCGGAGGUCAAAACAACUACCACUCCAACCCGUUCCUCGGCAGCGGAUCGUCGGACGCUUAUGGAAACGCAGGAGCGACGGCGCAGAGUCAAGCCGAAAGCAAUGCCGGUUCUUCGGGAACUGCAUACCUCGGAUCCACGCAGGGAAAUAAGGCCGGCAACUACGUGGGAUCGUACGGCCAAAACAACCAAAACAACGCCGUUAGUCAGGGUCAAGGUUACGGUCAAAAUCAACGUACCGAGGGCAGCGUGAACCCCUUUUUCAACUCGCAAUCAGCUUCUUCCUCCAACGCCAAUUCCAACGCCGGUGCGAAUGCGGCGUACGGACAGAAAGGCACGGGAGUAACGAACGCGGGAACCUUGGAAGCCCACGGUAUUCCCGGGGUGGAUUCCACGGUGCUGGGAAGCUACGACCAAAAAAGCGACACCAACGCCAAUGUCGAGGGGACCUUGCAUCUCGGGGGCUCCGGAUCCCUUCAUACUGUUCCGGGAGUGUCCUCGACGGUUCUAGGUGGCUCGUACGACCAGCAGUACGGUGGGCAGAGCGGUGGGCAGUACGGUGGUUCCUCAGGGAUGAACGCGAACGCCGGCAACCAUUACGGCAUCCCCGGGGUUUCCUCGACGGUACUGGGGGGAUCGUACGAUCAGAAGAGCGAGUCGAAUUCCAAUUACCAAGGUAACUUGCAACUGAGUGGCUCCGGGUCUCUCGGCGGCGUUCCGGGCGUUUCUUCCACCGUCCUCGGUGGCUCCGACGAUCGGCAAUCCAGCGGCAACUACGGCGGUGGAAGUUACGGAGGAACUCCGGGCACCUCGUCGUCGAACGCCGCUUCGAACGCCAACGCGAAUUCGGGAAGCGGCGGCGCGGGCUACGGCAACUACGGGAGCGGAGCGAACACCGGGGGCCACGGGAACGGCGGAUCUUCCGACGCGGUCGGCGACGCGAUCUCCUCGGUCUUCGGAUCGGGCGGUUCGUCCGGCAACCUUCAGGCGACCAGUUCCAGCAAAUCGUCGUCGGAAGUUUCGGGUGGUGCCGGAAGUUCGAACGCCGUUUCCGAUGCGAUCUCUUCCGUGUUUGGAUCCGGACUCUCCGGGUCGGCGCAGGCUUCCAGUUCGAGCAAGGCGAGUUCCUCGAGCGGAUCCGGGAACGCGAUCGCUUUGUCCUCGGCAACGUCGUCGGCGAACUCGGGGGCGGGACACGGCGGAGCACAGGCUAACGCGAACGCCAACUCCGAGGCUCAGAGCGGCGGCUACGGACAAAAUUUCGAAUCGAAAAGUUCUGCUUCUAGUCAGGCCACGAUCGAUACCAGAAACAUGCUCGUUUUUAGCGCUUAACGUACGUUAUUUAAUCGCGAUUAUUAUCAAAUAUGCCGACUACGACAUAUAAUACGACUGUUAUACAUAUUGACGAGUAACGACGGAUUAUAUUAUAUUUACUUUGGAGUUACGCGCUGACUAAAAAAAAUCUACGCAACAAAUCGUACGCUCUCGUCGACCGAUCGUUUUGAAGAAGUCUUCAUCCGAUUCACGGGAUCGCGAUUCGUAAAAUCGUUUGAGCCGUACCAGGACAUUAGAAAAAUUAUCAUCAACGCGCAUACCUCGCAACACCGCACGUCGUAUACCGAGGAAUAACGAUUUGCAACGAUUUGCAAUUUAAUCUCCUCAUCUAUCAUUAUACGUGUACGUGUAUAUUUCUUAUUUUCACGUUAUUGGCUGUAUUGUAUCCUCUAGCUUGAUUCGGUACAACGUAUCCUGUUUUUCGUCAACAAUUCCUCACAUACUCAUCUCGUGUUGCGGCGGUAUAUGCAUCGAAGUUAUGUGGUAUGUACGAUGUAUUGUUUGUGUCUUCGAUUUAAUUGAAGAGAGGAAAAAAACGAAACGCUGACCGUUCAACCUCAUGUGCGAAUGUUGAUUAAAAUGACGAUAGCAUUUACGAUCGUAUAGCCGAACAUAAUAAUAAAUUACUACGAUGUAUUUUCACGA